This is a messenger RNA of Musa acuminata subsp. malaccensis (wild Malaysian banana), 1843 nucleotides long. RefSeq names its product protein ZINC INDUCED FACILITATOR 1. Lineage: Eukaryota; Viridiplantae; Streptophyta; Magnoliopsida; Zingiberales; Musaceae. Gene Ontology annotation, molecular function: transmembrane transporter activity. The record is from RefSeq and is a predicted model, not a curated record. Gene Ontology annotation, cellular component: membrane. Gene Ontology annotation, biological process: transmembrane transport.
UGCUGCGGAGUUCCGUUUCUCGUCUCCCCCCUAUGUAACAGAGUAUAUAGGUGACAGAGGUCAGACUCACUGGCACCAUCUCUCCUGCAUUGAGGGUGGCGGUGUACUAAAUGGCGGGGAACAAUGAGCCCUUGCUGAAGAAGAAGGUCUACUUCGACAACUGCCCGGGUUGUAAGCAAGAUAGGAAGAACGAGGCCAGCCUUGGAAUCCCCUAUAAAGAGUUCUUCUAUGUAUGGAUCGUCACCCUCUGCACAGCUUUGCCAAUCUCAUCAUUGUUUCCUUUCUUAUAUUUCAUGAUUAAAGACUUGCAUGUUGCCAAAAGAGAAGAAGAUAUUGGGUUUUAUGCAGGGUUUGUUGGAGCUUCAUUUAUGGUUGGAAGAGCUUUAACUUCCCUAUUGUGGGGAAUGGUUGCUGACCGAUAUGGAAGGAAACCUGUUAUAGUGCUUAGCAUCAUCUCUGUGAUCAUUUUCAACACUCUGUUUGGGCUGAGUACAAGUUACUGGAUGACAAUUACAACAAGAUUACUACUUGGAUUGCUAAAUGGUUUAAGUGGUCCAAUAAAGGCUUACUCUAUAGAAGUUUGUAGGGAAGAAUAUCAAGCUCUUGGAGCAACACUAGUAUCCACAGCAUGGGGUAUAGGUUUGAUAGUUGGCCCAGCUAUUGGGGGCUACUUUGCUCAGCCUGCAGAAAAAUAUCCCGAGAUAUUUUCUCAAGAUUCCUUCUUUGCAAGGUUUCCUUACUUCUUGCCUUGUAUUUGUAUAUCACUCUUUGCUGUUGGAGUUCUCAUAGCUUCUGUAUGGCUUCCAGAGACAUUGCAUAAGCACAAUUCAGACCAAGUAAAAGGUGUGUCAAUUGAAGAUUUGGAGACUACUCAAUACAAGCCUGACUUCAAAGGACACAUAGGUGUACAUGAAGAAAGUGGUUUACCACGAAAGGAGAACUUAUUUAAGAAUUGGCCAUUGAUGUCAUCCAUCAUCGUCUAUUGCAUUUUUUCUCUUCAUGAUAUGGCUUACAGUGAGAUAUUCUCAUUAUGGGCUGUUAGUGGUAAAAGGUACGGAGGACUAAGCUUUUCAACUAAAGAUGUUGGUGAAAUACUCGCUAUCUCAGGGUUGGGUCUUCUAUUAUUCCAAACACUUCUUUACCCUCCACUUGAGAAACUUGUAGGACCCAUCAACUCAUUGCGACUUGCUGCAAUUUUAUCUAUACCUUUGCUUGUUGCUUAUCCAUUUAUGGCAAAGAUGUCAGGGAUUCCUCUCAUGUUGAUAGUGAAUUUGGCAUCCGUGCUGAAGAAUACUUUUUCUGUAACUAUCGUCACUGGAUUGUUCAUUUUGCAAAACAUUGCUGUGGCUCAAGAUCAAAGAGGAGCUGCAAAUGGCAUAGCUGUGACUACAAUGUCCAUUUUUAAAGCAAUUGCUCCAGCAGCUGGUGGUGCUAUAUUUUCCUGGGCACAAAAGCGCCAGCAUGCUUCCUUCCUUCCAGGUGAUCAAAUGGUUUUCUUCAUUUUGAACGUGGUAGAGUUUAUCGGACUCCUGUUGUCCUUCAAACCUUUUCUGGUUCAACGAUGCAACAACUAGAACACAACACUGCCACUAUGAUCGUAAAAGAUACAACGAUGUGCAGUUACCUUUGCGAAGUGCAGAAACAACAACUUUCAUGUUCUUCGAUCUUCAUCAUAUGAUUUGGUGUAAUUCUAAUGACCAGGUGAAGAUGUUUUUCCAUAUACAUAUAUAUGCAUAUAUGGGUGUGAUGUAAUCUAGCAGAUUGAUCAUUUCAUAUGUGGCAAUGUACUACAAUGAAAGAUCAAAUAUUAUGGAGAAGUGGACAAAUAAUGCCUUGUGUUGGA